Molecule: messenger RNA, 579 nt
Organism: Trichomonas vaginalis G3
Lineage: Eukaryota; Parabasalia; Trichomonadida; Trichomonadidae
Exons: 1
Coding region: 1-579 (192 amino acids)
Source: RefSeq, a predicted model, not a curated record
AUGACGGAUUAUCCUAAACGUAAAGCAUAUAAUGAACGUUAUCCUAUGCAAUUUGAUGAAAAUGGAAAAGCUGUUAAACAACAUAUCGGAGACAGUAAAGAUGGACCAAUUCUUUCAUACCGUCAUAAUCCAUAUUCUUAUUUCAAUGAAGAAUUAAACGCUAUUGAAGAGGGACCGGAUGGAUUACCACGAUAUGUUAAUCAGUUUGAUGGUCAAUAUGCAAAUUUGAGACCUGAAAUUCCAGCUAAGAAAUUCUUUAAAGUUGCUUUAUUCGAUCCAGUGUUCAAUGAACAGAAAGAAGCAAUGAAAGCAGAAUUUAAACCAAUUCAAGUGGCAAGAAUUUCUUCAUCUUCACUUUCAGAAGCGUUCAAGGAAUUGAUAAAGAAACCACUUUAUUCUCAACAAGGUUAUAACUUUGAUUUAAUUAAAGAAAGUGAUAGACGUAAAUUAGAAAAAUCGGAUGGUUUUAAGAAUGCAUGUAAUGAAAUGAUUAAAGAUAUUGUAAAUGAUAAAAUAAGACUGGAAGAAACUCAAACCAUUAUCAAUAACAUAAUUGGUGCAGUUACAAAGAAAGUAUAA